Messenger RNA from Triticum aestivum (bread wheat), 909 nucleotides. Its product is annotated as coiled-coil domain-containing protein 96. The record is from RefSeq and is a predicted model, not a curated record. Lineage: Eukaryota; Viridiplantae; Streptophyta; Magnoliopsida; Poales; Poaceae. The transcript is spliced from 3 exons. Bases 258 to 791 code for a protein of 177 amino acids.
UCUCCUCGUUCCAUUCCCCCUCCUCCUGGGUCGAUUCCCUUCUCGUUCUCCUCACAGCGCCUCCUCCUCUCCAAUCCCUAACCCUAACCCUAAGGCGACGGCGCCGUCGCCCGCGGCCUCUCCCCUUCACCAACGGCGCCAUCUCGUCCGAGUCCGAGCUGGAGGAGCACGUGUACGUCGGGGAUGCAGCAAGGCCAGCAUGCCAUCGGUCCCGCCUUCCCUGGUUCCUCGCCGAGCGCCACGAAGAGGAAGAGAGAAUGGUGAAGGAGAAGGGAAAGGGUGCUGGUAAGGAGAAUGGGAAGGCGAAGGGUGCUGGUAAGGAGAAUGGCAAGGCGAAUGGGAAGGCGAAGGCAAAGGAAAAGAGCUUGAAUUACCUAAUUAGGCAAGAUUCGCCGCUGCCUCUGCCGGUUCCGAGGAAGAAGAGCAAACCUAAGGUGCAGAUUAGGAAGGAGAAAGACUUUCCCAAUGCCCCAAUGGGAGAGUUGAUUUGUAGCUUAAAAAAACACCCUCCACCUCCUCCGCGUCUCCCUGACCGCACCGGUGCCGGCGUGCGUGCCGCGGAAGCCGCUGCCUCCGGCUCCGCAAUCGGCUCCGAGCUGCCUCAUGCAUCUACUAUUGUGGUAGAGGACGAGGAGAAGGAGGAGGACGACGAGGACGAGGAGAAGGAGAAUGAGGAGGACGACGAGGACGAGGACAUAGAUGAGGACAAGGACAAGGAAUAUGAGGAGCAGAAUCUGUUUGUGGUUCCUCCAUUGCAAGCGGGUGCUGAUAUGUCAUAUUACAUCCAUUAGUAAGCUUAUCACUAUGUGAUGCCUAAACAGUAGAACACAGCCUAGGUAGUAGCUAACAGUAGUGUUGUUGUUGUACUUUUGCUUAAUUUACUCUCCAAAACCAGCAGAUGCCUAAACA